Messenger RNA from Pseudomassariella vexata, 2817 nucleotides. Its product is annotated as glycoside hydrolase superfamily. The transcript is spliced from 6 exons. Gene Ontology annotation, molecular function: beta-glucosidase activity. Gene Ontology annotation, biological process: glucan catabolic process. The coding region runs from base 403 to 2724 and encodes 773 amino acids. Lineage: Eukaryota; Fungi; Ascomycota; Sordariomycetes; Amphisphaeriales; Pseudomassariaceae. The record is from RefSeq and is a predicted model, not a curated record.
UUAUAAGUGGAUUACGUUAACUCUUUCUUGUUUUUUUUUUGGUGGAGACCAUGCCGUUAUUGACAGUUGGAGUUGCUAGGCGGUGCGGGGAUCCCGGCAGUGGCCCGAAUGGUCACACUCAAUAUGGCACGACAGUACCGACAAGGUGAAUGUAGUCGAGGACAUCUGUCCAUCCUUGAUUAUGUUUGCCUUGCCUCCAUAGAAGCGGUGUACCAAAUACGAUGAGUUACCAAUUCGUUGACUAAGUAAGCACGCAUUCGUGUAACUACGUCACCCCCUCCUCUAAAAGCUCCUCUGAGAUCCCGGGCAACGAAAUAUCAUACGGGUAUAAAUACCCCGAUCCGAACCCGCUCGGCGGGACUCCAGAUCCUCCCCAUCACUCCCCUCUCUAGAAUCGUAGCCAUGUGGACUUUCGCAGGAAGCACGGCUUUGCGCGCUCUUGCUGUCGCGGCUACCGUGUCUGCUCUGUCCGAUGUCGAUUUCUAUGGACAGUCGCCCCCUGUUUACCCAUCACCAAUUGGUAAUGGUAAAGGUGUCUGGGCCGGCGCGUACGCCAGUGCUCAAGAUCUGGUGAGCCAGAUGACGCUGGAAGAAAAGGCGAACCUCACUCGCGGUUUCACGUCGGCCGAUAAUGCCUGUGCUGGCAACACCGGGACAGUGCCGCGACUUGGAUGGCCGGGCAUGUGUCUCCACGAUGCCGGAAACGGAGUCAGAGCGACAGACCUGGUCAACUCGUACCCGUCCGGCAUCCACGUGGGGGCUAGCUGGGACAAGAAUUUGACCUACCAGAGAGCCUAUUACAUGGGCAAGGAGUUUAAGACGAAGGGAGUCAACGUACCCCUUGGACCUAAUGCCGGCCCUUUGGGAAGAAUUCCUCUGGGUGGUCGCAAUUGGGAGGGAUUCUCGGUUGAUCCGUAUCUCUCGGGUCAACUGGUGGCCGAGUCCAUCACCGGUCACCAGGAUGCCGGUGUGAUUGCAAACCUCAAGCAUUUUAUCGGCAACGAACAGGAGACUUUUAGACGACCGUAUUUCGGGGUUGAGGCCGCAUCAUCCAACAUCGACGAUAAGACUCUGCACGAGUUCUACCUCUGGCCUUUCAUGGAUGGCGUCAAAGCUGGCGUUGGCUCCGUCAUGUGCUCGUACAACCGGGUCAACAACUCGUACGGGUGUCAGAACAGUAAAUUGAUGAAUGGUAUUCUGAAAACGGAGUUAUCAUUCGAGGGAUUCGUCGUAGCCGACUGGAACGCCCAACACAGCGGCGUGGCUAGCGCGCAGGCUGGACUCGAUAUGGUGAUGCCCCUCGGCGGCUACUGGGGUGAUAACUUGACCGACGCAGUCCGUAAUGGCUCUGUCACCGAAGCCAGGGUCACUGACAUGGCUACCAGGAUUCUCGCAGCUUGGUACCUCGUCGGUCAGAACGGUUCAAACUUCCCGGAGCCGGGGGUAGGAAUCAAGAAUAUGACUCUCCCACACGAAGCCGUCGACGCUCGAGAACCCGAUUCCAAGCCAAUCAUCUUAGAAGGAGCUAUUGCUGGUCAUGUGUUGCUCAAAAAUGAGAAUGGCGCGUUGCCCUUGAAAAAGCCGACCAUGCUGUCAGUCUUUGGCUACGAUGCCACGGUCCCGGCGACGAAGAAUACCGACAUUCUUUUCGAACUUGCCUACACCUCAUCCCCAGAGAUGGCUCAAGCUGUCUUGGGCACCGUGCAACAUUUUGAUCAAGCCGCCAAAGGAGGCACAAUCGUCACUGGAGGCCGAGCUGGUGCCAACGGACCAGCCUAUAUCAGUGAUCCCCUAAGCGCCAUCUCUCAACGAGCCGCCCUUGACGACACCUGGAUGAACUGGGACCUUUCCUCCCCCAACCCCGAUGUAAACGCCGCCUCGGACGCCUGCCUCGUCUUCAUCAACGCCAUCGCAACCGAAGGCUGGGACCGUGACGGCUUGCAUGAUGACUUCAGCGACGGGCUCGUUCUUGAUGUCGCCUCCAAGUGCAAAAACACCAUAGUGGUCAUCCACGCCGCGGGCGUCCGUCUCGUCGACCAGUGGAUCGAGCACCCCAACGUCACGGCUACAAUUAUUGCCCAUUUACCAGGGCAGGACAGUGGACAGGCGCUUGUCAAGUUACUGUAUGGCGAGGCGGGUUUUUCGGGGAAAUUGCCGUAUACGAUUCCGAAGAAUGAGACGGAUUACACGGUUUAUAAGCCGUGUAAUCGGAGUUCGGAGGAGGAUAUGUUUCCGCAGUGUGACUACUCCGAGGGUGUUUAUGUCGAUUACCGGGACUUUGAUGCAAGAAACGUCACGCCGCGGUUCGAGUUUGGGUUUGGGAUGAGUUACACCACGUUCGAGUACUCUGCGCUCUCGGUGAAGCCCUCGGGACAGAACCUGAAGUUGCGCGGCGACUCCAACUCUAACAGCACGGGAGAUGGGCUCUGGGACAUUGCGGUUAGGGUCGAGACUACGAUCACGAAUUCUGGUUCUGUAGAUGGAGCAGAGAUCGCGCAGCUGUAUCUUGCGAUCCCGAAUAGUCCGCCCAAGCAACUCAGGGGGUUCGAGAAGGUGGCUCUUUCGCCGCUGGAAUCGGCGACGUUGAGAUUUGAGUUGACGAGACGGGAUUUGAGUGUCUGGGAUGUGGUGGCGCAGGAGUGGGUGAUCCAGCAGGGCACAUAUACGGUUUUCGUGGGGGCGAGCAGUCGCGAUGUCAGAUUGACGGAUAGCUUUGAGCUCUAGGGGGGCUUGAUGCGGGUACCGUUUGGCCUGGUGACUCAGUGAUGAGAGGGAUCGGUAGUUUCUGGGGAUUAAUGAUGAUAUAUUUGAAGAGAG